This is a messenger RNA of Spinacia oleracea (spinach), 2112 nucleotides long. RefSeq names its product chaperone protein dnaJ A7A, chloroplastic. The record is from RefSeq and is a predicted model, not a curated record. The coding region runs from base 273 to 1577 and encodes 434 amino acids. Gene Ontology annotation, cellular component: cytoplasm; chloroplast thylakoid membrane. The transcript has 8 exons. Gene Ontology annotation, molecular function: heat shock protein binding; ATP binding. Gene Ontology annotation, biological process: protein refolding; response to heat. NCBI's taxonomy places the organism in Eukaryota, Viridiplantae, Streptophyta, Magnoliopsida, Caryophyllales, Amaranthaceae.
AACAACAAACAAGAUUAGUCUUUAAACUCCAACCUUCCAAUCCAAGUACACAUGAAAACGCACAUCAAAUGUCCAUAUUUGCUGCCAAGAUAGUUUUGCCCAAAUAUCUCGCCCAAAAUUGGCGAGUACAGUUGAGACUUGAGACUGUAUUUCAGUGAAUUUGUUCAUUCUCCCAUUUCCCCAAAUUCUAUCAUCUCUUUGAACUGUUGAAGAUUAGCAAAGGACUCGAUUCAUAGCUGUCUUUGGUGAAAUUUAGCAACGUGUAUUUGUACAUGGCGACCAUGCCAUGUGGAACGUUUGUCCCUUAUUGUGGUCUGCAGAGUCUGACACCUGGAAUGUAUAGUACUACAAGCUCGAAUUGGUUGUCUUCACAAUGUUGCGCAAGCAAUGGACUUUUGGCUUCAUCAUGCUCAACCAUCUUUUCUCCUGAUUGUUCGCACACAUUUUUAAGCUCAAGGCAACAUAAAGACUCAUAUGAUUUCAAGCGAUCCCAUCCCCACCUCAUAGUCAGAGCUGGAAAGAAUUACUAUUCUGUCCUUGGUGUUGCAGAAGAUGCUAGGAAGCCUGAAAUAAAAACUGCUUAUAAAAGGCUUGCUCGGACUUACCAUCCUGAUGUAAACAAAGAUCCAGGAGCAGAACAGAGAUUUAAGGAAAUUAGUAAUGCCUACGAGGUGUUGUCAGAUGAGGAGAAGCGUUCCAUAUAUGAUAGGUAUGGAGAGGAUGGUCUUAAAGGUGGCCCAAGCAUGGGGGGGGGCUUCAGCAGCAUCUUUGAUGAAUUACUCAACAACUUUGAUGGAAUGGGUAUGGGAGGAAACUUUCGGAACGGAUAUUCAGAGGGUGAGGACCUGGCUUACAGUCUUCGGCUUGACUUUAGAGAGGCCGUGUUUGGGGUAGAUAAAGAUAUUGAGAUAAGUAGGCUCGAAGAUUGUCCCACCUGUGAAGCCACGGGAACCAAACCAGGCUCUAAGUCUUAUAUUUGCAAAACAUGCAACGGAAAUGGGCAGCUUAUAUCUUCAAUAAGGACACCUUUUGGUAUAGUUCAGCAGGCACUCUCCUGCCCUGAUUGUGAUGGAAUGGGUGAGCGCAGUACCCCCUGCAAUAAAUGUCGUGGUGAUGGACGAAUGAAAAAACCCAAGAAAAUUACUGUAAAUGUCCCUGCCGGAGUAGAUACCGGGAACAAGAUAAGGUUUCAAAGCGAGGGUAAUUCCGGGAGAAAAGGUGGGCCACCUGGUGAUCUGUUUGUUGUGUUUGAAGUUCGUGAGGAUCCCGUUUUGAGAAGGGAUGGAAAUAAUAUCCUAUAUACUUGCAAGGUUUCCUACCUAGAUGCAAUUAUGGGAACGGUAAAGAAAAUUCCGACAGUUGAUGGAAUGUCUGAUCUGAAUAUUCCUCCUGGUACCCAACCUAAUGUGACAUUGUUGAUGACCAAAAAGGGAGUCCCCUUUGUAAAUAAGAAGAGCAAAAGAGGUGACCAACUGGUGAAAGUGCAAGUUGAGAUACCGAAAAAGCUGAAUGAUGAAGAGAGGAAGCUUAUCGAGGAGCUCAUCAACCUCAACAAGGCCAAAGUUCCAAGCAGCUAAACUACUAGUUGUGUCUGCAUGCUGGGUUCGUGUGGUAGGAUAGUGGAAUCAUACAGUAAAUAUGAUGAAGUAUUUUCCUAUGCAGAAAUGAAGACAAAUGAUUGCUUAAAACUUCUUCAGCUCAUACGUGAAAUGUGAUUUUCCUAUGCUGGUGAUGAUAGCCAGGGGUCCUUUUGGUGUUGUUCCGAUCAUACUUUACAUAUCUCGAUUCAUCAACUUCUGUUGUUAGAUGUAAGCUAAAAACUGCGAAAUUGGUUGCUGUGGGAUGAUUUUUUAUCAACACUUACAGAUCAGAUUUUGAAGGCUUCAACUGCUCUUUUUAUCAGGAGGCCUGUUGGAGUAAAGGGGAAAAUGGUAAACCUCCAUAUGAAGACUUGAACCCUGCAUUGACAUUUUUCUUGUGAUUUGUGGAACUAGUAUUUUCUGGAAAAGAAUAUAAAAAGAAAAAUUCUUUCGUUAAAUUUCAUUUUUGUAUUGAGUGAAAAGUUCCCUCAAUCUCUUGAAAUACAUUUAUAUUUAUAUUUAUAUUUAUAUA